AUGCUAACUAGAGGAACCCGACAGCUUCUUUCGGCGCAUCUGGCAAAGGCCGACCCGGCCGUGUUUGACAUCAUCGAACGAGAGAAAAACCGACAGAAGCACUUCAUCAACCUCAUCCCGUCCGAGAACUUCACCUCGCAGGCCGUGCUGGAUGCUCUGGGGAGUGUCAUGCAGAACAAGUACUCUGAGGGCUACCCUGGCGCACGGUAUUAUGGUGGUAACGAGUUCAUCGACCAGUCCGAGAGGCUGUGCCAGCAGCGAGCUCUAGAAGCAUUUGGCCUCGAUCCCAAGUCAUGGGGCGUCAAUGUUCAAGGCAGCACCUCCUCUAACGGUGAUUCGUCUUCAGCUCUCUCUGGCGCUCCGGCCAACCUCUAUGUGUACUCGGCGCUUAUGGAUACCCACGACCGACUGAUGGGCCUCGACCUUCCUCACGGUGGACAUCUAUCUCACGGCUACCAGACGCCGACCAAGAAGAUUUCUGCCGUGUCCAAGUACUUUGAGACCCUGCCGUACCAGCUAGAUGAGCGCACCGGCUACAUCGAUUACGACAACCUCGAGAAGAUGGCUUCCAUCUACCGGCCCAAGAUCAUUGUUGCCGGAACGAGUGCCUACAGCCGCCUGAUUGACUACAAGCGCAUCCGCGAGAUUUGCGACAAGGUUAACGCUUACAUGGUGGCAGAUAUGGCGCACAUCUCUGGUCUCGUUGCCGCCAAAGUGCUGCCCGGCCCCUUCCCCUUCGCAGACAUUGUCACCACCACCAGCCACAAGAGUCUCCGCGGGCCUCGCGGAGCGUUGAUCUUCUUCCGCAAGGGUGUGCGCAGGCAGAACCCCAAGACCAAGGAGGAGGAACUGUACAACCUCGAAGGACCCAUCAACAACUCGGUGUUCCCCGGCCAUCAGGGAGGCCCCCACAACCACACCAUCACUGCCCUUGCCGUGGCCCUGAAGCAGACACAAACCCCAGAGUUCCAGGCGUACCAGUCGCAAGUGCUGGCGAAUGCCAAGGCUUUUGCCAAGCGGCUGGGCGAGGAGAAGGGCAAAGGCGGCCUUGGAUACAGCCUCGUCAGUGGCGGCACCGAUAACCACCUGGUGCUUGUCGACCUCAAGCCCCACGGCAUCGACGGCAGCAGAGUAGAGCGCGUCUUGGAGCUCGUCGGCGUCGCCGCCAACAAGAACACCGUGCCGGGCGAUCGAUCGGCUCUUGUGCCCGGUGGUCUUCGCAUGGGUACGCCCGCCAUGACGACUCGCGGGUUCCACGAGGAUGAUUUCGUACGAGUGGCUGAUGUUGUUGACCGCGCCGUCACGAUUGCCACGCGCAUCAACAAGACGGUCAGGGCCGCAGCAGAGGAGCGAGGUGAGAAGUCGCCUGGCAAACUCAAGCUGUUCGUAGAGCACCUUGGCAACGGGGAUGGAGAUCCGGAGAUUGUGCAGCUGAGGAGCGAAGUCGCGGACUGGGUAGGCACGUAUCCUCUCCCUUGGGACUCAACUCAGUAG
Molecule: messenger RNA, 1494 nt
Organism: Trichoderma reesei QM6a
Lineage: Eukaryota; Fungi; Ascomycota; Sordariomycetes; Hypocreales; Hypocreaceae
Product: serine hydroxymethyltransferase
Exons: 4
Coding region: 1-1494 (497 amino acids)
Biological process (GO): tetrahydrofolate interconversion; folic acid metabolic process; L-serine catabolic process
Cellular component (GO): cytoplasm
Molecular function (GO): cobalt ion binding; zinc ion binding; pyridoxal phosphate binding
Source: RefSeq, a predicted model, not a curated record